Cyclocybe aegerita is the source of this 1458-nucleotide messenger RNA. Lineage: Eukaryota; Fungi; Basidiomycota; Agaricomycetes; Agaricales; Hemipholiotaceae. The record is from the annotation of a GenBank genome assembly.
AUGCCACCUCGUCUCACACCCAAGGGUUUCUCAACUUUUGUUGCAUUCAACUCUUGUGCGCGGAAAACGCUAGGGAAUCCGUCUCGUUCACUCUCAGUUCACCGGCCAGGAUGUCUGCAACGACAUCCUUUGCCUUCCCCGUCCAAACGCGUCGGUGACAAGCGCUCAAUACAUGCCACGGCACCGUCUCGUGCAGUAGCGAAGAAUCCCUACGAGGUGCUGGGUGUGAAACCAGACGCAACGGCUGCCGAAAUCAAGAAGACAUACUUUUCACUGGCACGCAAAUACCAUCCAGACACUAAUUCAGACAAAGGAGCUCGGGAAAAGUUCGUGGAGAUCCAGGAGGCCUAUGAUAUCCUCAAAGACGAGAAGAAAAGGGCAGCCUAUGACCAGUAUGGUUCCGCGUCUCAAUCACCUGGAUUUGACCCGAAUGCUUUCGCCGGCUUUGGACGAGGGCAAGGGUUCCCAGGGUUUGCUGGAGGGUUUGCUGGCGGGAAUUUCGGUGGCAGUUCCAGACGUGCGUCUGGAGAUCUAUUCGAGCAGCUGUUCAAUUCGUUUGCUGGACAAGGCGGGCCUAGGGCUGGUCCUCGAGGAAAUGUCAGAGGUGACGACAUCGAAGCCAGCUUAAGUAUCAACUUCCUCGAGGCCUGUAAAGGGACGAAGAAGAAGGUCACCAUCACUCCAGUAACCGACUGUGGCACUUGCUCUGCUUCUGGUCUGAAACCCGGCGUGGAACGAACUACCUGUAGCACUUGCAAAGGCACCGGCUCUCGAACUUUCGUCAUUGACAGCGGCUUCCAGAUGUCAAGUACUUGUAAUGCUUGUGACGGAGUAGGAAGUACCGUUCCUCGCGGGGGAGAGUGCGGCAGUUGUGGAGGGGCUGGAAAAGUUCGGACGAAGCAAACAGUCCAGGUCAAUAUCCCAGUUGGCGCGGAGGAUGGAAUGGCUAUUCGUAUACCAAAUGCUGGAGACGCCCCCUUGAUGGGCAAGGGGCCGAAAGGAGACCUUUACAUUCGGCUAAACGUCACACCUUCCAAUCUCUUCACUCGGCAAGGUGGAAAUCUAUACUAUCAGGCCAGGAUACCGUUCCACAGAGCACUCCUCGGCGGAAUCGUUCGUGUACCCACUCUGGAUGGCGAGGUUGAUGUCCGUAUCCCCGGGGGUACUCAACAAGGCGAAGAAAUGGUGCUGAAAGGACGAGGUGUUUCCUAUCUACACGGAGGUGGAAACGGAGACCUCUUCGUAAAAUUCGCCCUUCAAAUUCCCCGGAGCUUGACUAAACGCCAAAGAGAACUGCUGGAGGCUUACGCGGAUGAUGUGGAGAAACGGGCACCUGGUGGCAAGUCGGCGAAGGACCCGAAAAGCGAACCUCUAUCUGUUGAUAACGAUUCGCGUGACGUGCCGCGGCCAGAAGAGGGCGGCGAGAAGACGAAGGAAGAGAAGCGGGCGACGGGUUGA